UCACGCACACACACAAACAUACACGCGCAUUCACACACGCGCAUAGAAGCGCGCGCGCACUGAAUUAAAGGUUAAAAAGCGAGCGCGAGCUCCUGUGACAGUUUUGCGUUUCUACAGAGACGGAGGCAGACUUUUUUUUAGGUCUUUUUUUUUUUUCUGUGUAGAGGUAAACUUUACACGUUACGUUGUUUAUUAUAUAUAUAUAUAUAUUCAAGUUUGUUUGUUGAGUUUUGGGCAAACAAACCAAAACACGAGCGGGCUGCGCGCGCGGAAAAUCACGCGCAGGUGUCAACGUUUGUGGCGGUUAAUUGCUGUUAUUAAUAUUAUUAUUAAAACGUCUUAACCUCAGCGUCGUUGUUGGUUUAACUCAGGCCUCCGUAAGGUUUGGCACAACGUCCCGCGGUGUCAUCAUGGCUUUCACACUGAACCUGACUGGUCCGGCUCCCUGGGGCUUCAGAAUAUCUGGUGGGCGGGACUUCAAGAAGGCUAUUACCGUCUCCAAGGUGAACCCUGGCAGUAAAGCAGAGAAAGCCAGUCUCCAACCUGGCGACGUAAUUAUGGAAAUUAACGGAGAAAAUACCAGUGACAUGCUGAACGUAGAGGCGCAGAACAAAAUCAAGAACUCCAAGACACAACUGCAGCUGCAAGUGGAGAGGCCAGCUCCUCAGAGUCCAGGUCAGACCAACGGGAUCAAUUCCACAGAGCAAAUGGUGGGCCGUUUUAAGGAAACCCUGCAUGUGAGGGACGAGAACCAGAACUACAGAGAGUACUCUAUUUCCAGCCCAAAAUCGUUCUCUCCAGGUCCAUACUCUCCAGAACCCCCCUCCAGCCCAGAGCGAAAGGGGGGCAGGAUCACGCCCACCACCAAGAGCCCUGUGUUUUAUUCCUGGACUCCUGAAGAGAAAAUCACCAGUCACAAAGUGUCCAGACCGCUCUCACAGGAGAUUUCCACAGUGGACUUCCGCAGCAACUCCGUGUCCAGUCGAACUCCAACACCUCCUGAGCGCUACUCACCACACAGUCCGAUCGAACGAGAGCCCAUCUCCCCCCGCCGCAACAGCUCGGACUUUGCGAUGCAGCGGUUUGAUCGUGAAUCAGAGGUGUACAAGAUGAUCCAGGAGAACAAGGAGUCGCGUGCGGCUCCUCGCCAGUCCAACACCUUCAGAAUGCUGCAAGAGGUGCUGGAGGCUGAUGAGAAAGAGGCCGCGGUCAUGUUUCCGGGGAAGCUUUCACCAAACCCACCAAAACCGACGUCUUCUGUCGCCGGGGUCCAGAAACACCACACCUGUGAAAAAUGCGGCAACAACAUUGUCACCCAGGCGGUAAGGAUCACGGACGAGCGUUUCCGCCACCCCGAGUGCUACACGUGCACAGAUUGCGGCCUCAACCUGAAGAUGCGCGGCCAUUUCUGGGUGGACAACGAGCUGUUCUGCGAGAAGCACGCGCGACAGCGCUAUCAGGGGCCUGGUGCUGGUUACCGCCAUCCCAUCUCCCCUCAGCACUAAGGGCCCCUUCACACUCUCACUCGCUCACUUCAUCCGGCACAGACAACACAGCGAACUCUGAGUAACCUGCACAGAGCACACAGCUGCUUCUUGCCUUAGAGAACCUUCUACAUCUUUAGCUGUGUGCAAACCAUACUAGCUGUUGUGACUCUAAAGGGAAAUGAGGAGGUGUAUAAAGCAUAAAGUAUCCUACACAUUAAACCUUACCUGCCAGUUUUCUACACAUUGUAUUUGGCUUUUUGUUUCAUUUAAACUUCUUUCAUGUUUAGUUGGGUUUCAUGGAAAUCUAGACCCGGGAUCUGCUUCAUCACUUAUUGACAUAUUUAUCACAAGGAUUGUAUCGUGCACAUGGGACUGGUUUCCAUCGUGUGUUUGUGUGUGGAGUCGGAUUUAAUUUAGGUUAUGUUUUUCGAACGAUGCAUAAAGCGAUGUGGAAAGUAUCUUGCUGUUUAUAUACUGUAUGCAGAAACACGCACAGAAAAACACACACACUCUCCUACAAGCAUAUCCAUUUAAUCCAGGGCUGCUCACACAGUAUUGACCUGCAGCGGUUAUAGCCAAGCAUCCAGUGUAUUCACUUUAAAGGUUUUGGGCAGCCUUGAUUUAUCCUUUU
Molecule: messenger RNA, 2118 nt
Organism: Clarias gariepinus (North African catfish)
Lineage: Eukaryota; Metazoa; Chordata; Actinopteri; Siluriformes; Clariidae
Gene: pdlim2
Product: PDZ and LIM domain 2 (mystique)
Exons: 10
Coding region: 411-1505 (364 amino acids)
Biological process (GO): heart development; actin cytoskeleton organization; muscle structure development
Cellular component (GO): stress fiber; adherens junction; filamentous actin
Molecular function (GO): muscle alpha-actinin binding; actin binding
Source: RefSeq, a predicted model, not a curated record